CAUUUACGUAUCUACUUAACACGCGUUCUUUGUCGACGUUAGUUGCAUUUCGGUAUAGUGUCAGAUAGGAUCGUGAUCUCGAAUUUAUCGUGCGGAGUGCGAUGAUUACUGUUCAGAUAUCGUCUCUGGGUUGACUAAAAAGCGACAGUCCCCGGGAAGAGAGUUACUCGAAAGUCGUUACGUCCAGGUCUUAUCUUCAUUAUCUAAAUACUGUUUCGAACGAUUGUCGUUCUGUUUGGCGAGUGCUAAUGCACAUAAAUCUUUACUGGUUUUACAGAAACAAUUGUUUUUCAUUCUCAAUUCACAGAACAUGUGGUGAUCGUAUCACGCGUGUCAACGAGGAAAAUACGUUCGAAACAUGACUGUGAAUCCAGGGUUCGAGAGUAACGAGUUAAACAUGGUCGAGUCGGUUUACCUGCCAGACGAAUCGAUGAAAGAGAGCAAGGGAAGACCAGCCGGUGGCAUUCAAGCAGUUUACGACGCAACUGACAAUUUUAUGUCUAAACAUCGUAAAUUCGUUAAGUUCGUCUUGUUGACGCUCCUAAAUCUCGCUGUAUUAAUUUAUUUCGUUUUCGCAACGAUGUACUGGAAACGCUAUAAUAAUGAUUUUUACGAUUGGUGCCACGGUUACGGGCUGUUAAUCAUCCUGUUAACGCUCGUUUAUGGCGGGAUACUUUACCGAGUCGUUUCGAAACGAUUCCUCGGAAAAUUACUCGAUAAGUGCAUUCAACCAUGCAGCGAUGCCGCUAAAAGUGUUCAAAAAGCGAAAUAUGGAUUUAUCGUCAAAGCUGCGAUUUACAUUUGCGCAUUCGUUGUGAUUAUCGUAUUUCUGAUCAUCGACACUGCCGAGUCGAGGGAGAGGCUGAUGAGCGGUAUUGGAGUGAUCACGUUAAUAAGCUUCGGGUGGAUAUUUUCUAAAUACCCUGGCCACAUUAAUUGGAGGCCUGUUUUAUGCGGUUUGCUCAUGCAAUUUGUUUUUGGCUUUUUGACAAUCCGGUGGCCCGUGGGUCGAGCGAUCUUGAAAUGUGUCGCCGGGAAAGUGGAAACUUUUCUGAACUUCGCCAAGAGCGGCGCGAUCUUCACCUUCGGCGAUCAGCUAGUCAACGACGGAAUCUUCGCUUUUUCUGCUUUACCCGUGAUCUUCUACUUCAGCUUCUUCAUCCAAAUCUUCUAUUACUUAGGCGUGAUGCAAUGGCUUAUAUUUAACUUGGGCAGACUUCUGCAGGGUCUGUUGUCUACUUCUAUCUGCGAGUCGGUUACUUGCGCCGGUAACAUUUUCCUCGGCAUGUCAGAAUCUCCGUUAGUGAUUAAACCCUAUUUGAACAAAAUGACCACAUCGGAGCUGCACACGGUUAUGUGUUCGGGUUUUGCGACGGUCUCAGGGACUGUUUUGGCGGCGUAUAUUAAGUUCGGCGCGAACCCGGCGCACCUGAUUACAGCCACUCUGAUGGCUGCGCCUGCGGCUCUCUGUUUCUCCAAAUUAUUUUAUCCGGAAACCGAGAAGAUCACGGUCACGGCUGAACAUGUUAAACUUGUGAAAUCAGAAGACACCAGCUUGAUAGACGCUGCCAGCAAGGGCGCCGUUGCGGCGAUACCCUUGAUCUUAGGCAUAAUCGCGAAUAUAGUCGCUUUCGUAUCCUUCAUUGCCCUCAUCAAUUCUCUACUGUCUUGGAUAGGUUUAUUAGUCGGCUAUGAGGCUUUGUCUUUCGAACUUAUCUUAUCAAAAGUAUUCAUGCCGUUGAGUUGGAUCAUGGGCGUGCCAUGGGAGAAAUGCGAGGACGUGGGAACUCUCAUAGGUUUGAAGACCGUAGUUAACGAGUUCGUCGCCUAUCAAAAGUUGGGCGAAUUUAAAAAGCAGAAUAGAAUUUCUGGUAGGACGGAGGCCAUCGCCACUUUCGCUAUUUGCGGUUUCGCGAAUCCCGGUUCUGUGGGCAUCAUGCUGAGCAUGUUGAUUGAACUGGCGCCUGAUAAGAAAGAAAACGUGUCGAGUGCUGUUGUGAGAGCUUUCAUUGCUGGCAAUGCCGUUUGCUUCCUCACCGCCAGCUUCGUUGGAUUACUAAUGCCGAACGAUUAUAUUACGGAAAACUCGACGAUGAUAUUAAAUACAACUGCCAGCUGAUUGUCUUUAACAUUAUUAUCGAACUCUACUCAUUGAAGUACGAAUCGAGUUAGGAAAAUUUUGUAAGAUGGAGAGGAAGAGAUGGUUUUAGGAGCAAUAACUUUGACUAAUAUUGUCUGUGUACUUUAGUUUAAUUUUAUUGUGUAAAUAAGUGGUAAGAAGGUAAUAUUUAACAUUUUCCGCACUAGGUUCUCAUUGAUAUUAUCAUAUAUACAAUACUGUAAGUAGUGGACGAAUAUAAUGAAAUACUACGCUAGUGCAUUUUUGUACAUUUUCUAGCAAGUAAAUAUGGUCGAUUGUAUAUAAUAAUAUAAUGUAUAUAAUAACAAAAAUAU
Messenger RNA from Ceratina calcarata, 2454 nucleotides. It is a transcript of the gene CNT2, whose product is annotated as Concentrative nucleoside transporter 2. The coding region runs from base 359 to 2119 and encodes 586 amino acids. The record is from RefSeq and is a predicted model, not a curated record. Gene Ontology annotation, biological process: nucleoside transmembrane transport. Gene Ontology annotation, cellular component: plasma membrane. NCBI's taxonomy places the organism in Eukaryota, Metazoa, Arthropoda, Insecta, Hymenoptera, Apidae. The transcript is spliced from 12 exons. Gene Ontology annotation, molecular function: nucleoside:sodium symporter activity.